CACCCCAAAUUUUCCCAUUCCCCAAACACCUAUGCACCCACUUAAAUGCUACUUAUCAUCUUGGGAGCUAGGAAUAAUCACAGCCUUGAGCUUCUCAGCAUAUCUUGGUAAAUAGAGGCCUGCUGGUAACUAUCAGUGAUCCAGUGUUAACGGAUGCCUUCCUAGAAGAGGCAGGCUUAGAAGCAAAGCUCAGAAGCUGAGUCCUGGGGAAGAUGGCCUCCCUGGGAAGCAGAUGCUGAUACUGUUGCAGUCUUAUUUAAUUCCUGCACCCCUAAUGAAGGUUUGGCACUGUGCCCAGCCCAGAUGUGGGAGGAAGGAGCCAGGGAGUAGGGGUGGUAGAUAUACGUUUCUAGGGAGGGAGAAGUAUUGAGAUUCCGGUAGGGCUGAGUAGCUAUGUUCUGAGGCCUUGUGAGUGAUGGGGACCAGCAGGCCUCCAAUUCUUGGGCCCUGCUGAUCUGCAGCACCAGUGGUAGCUGGAGCCUAUGAGAAAGGAUAGUGAGACAGUCACAGAAGAAACGAGCUUUCCAUCAAAAACCAAGUGUCUGCCUGCCGUAGAUCAGAUGCCAAACUGAUCCUGCAGACCUAGAAAUAAUCUGUGCCCUCAGGGCUUGCACAUUCCAGAAGAGAAGACAGAAAUGAGACCAAACUGACAACUGUGUCUACUAGUUCCUGCAGGAUCCUCAACCCAGAGACAGUGAAAGCAAAGACUCAGAAAGGUUUGAGCCCUGGCUCCUGGCAUGCUAAGGGGAGGGAUGCUUGUACAAAGGAACCACAUGAAAGACUGGAAAAGGGGGUGGAAGGCAGAGAAAGUCCCAGGCAGCUACAGAGGCGCCAGUCCCCCUCCAACCCUGGGGGCCUGGCACAGAGAGCUGGAUGGUGAGAUGGGGUGCACCCAAAGGACAUCACGCUGGAGUUGGGGAUCAGGUGGCGGUGGCAUCCACCUUCCCUAUACUCAGUCCCCAAAUUCUCUUCCGCACAGCUGCUCCCUGGUUGCCUAUGGGUGGCCCAGGGAGUGGUUUUCUCAUCCAUCCAUCUGGUCUCCCUCUGUGUCUGUUUUCCUUAACCCCUAGGAUAUGCCUGGGCUUUACUUCCCAAAAUACCCUGGAUAUCCUGUCUGACUUGGAUUGGAAGGAGAUGGUUGGGACCAGCAAGGCCCUAGGUUCACUCUGCUCCUUCUGCCCGCUACCACAAGCAACUGUAAAAAUAGAAAAAAUCCAUUCAUUAUUAAGCGCUGGCCUCUCUCUCUGCUCACCUCCUUCCCUCACCUUAGACCCGACGUGGCACACCCUGGGGAUAACGCUGUCUAAGCUGUGGGAUGGCUGCUGAGUCACAGAGACUUACACUUGGCCGCGGAGCUGGGGAAGACCCUGCUGGAGAGGAACAAGGAACUAGAGGAGUCCCUGCAGCAGAUGUACUCCACCAAUGAGGAGCAAGUACAAGAGAUCGAGUACCUAACCAAGCAGCUGGACAUGCUACGUCACGUGAAUGAGCAGCACGCCAAAGUGUACGAGCAGCUGGACCUGACAGCCCGAGACCUGGAGCUGACCAACCAGAGGCUAGUGCUGGAGAGUAAGGCUGCCCAGCAGAAGAUCCAUGGGCUGACAGAGACUGAGGAGCGGCUGCAGGCCCAGGUGGAGGAGCUACAGGCCCAGGUGGAGCAGCUGAGGGGGCUGAAGCAGCUGUGCAUGCGCCGGGAGAAAAGGGACCGCAGGCGAACCAUCCACACUUUCCCCUGCCUCAAGGAGCUGUGCACCAGCCCACGGUGCGAGGAUGCCUUCCGCCUGCACAGUUCCUCCCUGGAGCUGGGCCCUCGAACCCUGGAGCAGGAGAACGAGCGGCUACAGACCCUGGUGGAGGUCCUGCGCUCUCAGGUGAGUCAGGAGCGGCAGCGCAAGGAGCGGGCAGAGCGCGAGUACACGGCCGUGCUGCAGGAGUACACGGAGCUGGAACGGCAGCUGUGCGAGAUGGAGGGCUGCCGCCUGCGCGUGCAGGAGCUGGAAGCCGAGAUCCUGGAGCUGCAGCAGAUGAAGCAGGCCAAGACCUACCUGCUGGGCCGGGAUGACCACCUGGCCGAGGCGCUGCUGGCACCCCUCACUCAGGUUCCUGAGGCUGACGACCCUCAGCCAGGUAGUGGAGACGACUCUAGCGUACCGGACGGUGUCGCCUCGCCCGCUGCUUCCCCAGGCCAUGCUGUGCGCAAGAGCUGCAGUGACACGGCGCUCAACGCCAUCGUGGCCAAAGACCCCGCCGGUCGGCACGCAGGCAGCCUCACGCUGCACGCCAACAGCGUGCGCAGGCGCGGCAUGUCCAUCCUGCGGGAGGUGGAUGAGCAGUACCACGCGCUGCUGGAGAAAUACGAAGAGCUGCUGAGCAAGUGCCGACAGCAUGGGGCGGGGGUGCGGCACGCGGGUGUGCAGACCUCGCGGCCCAUCUCCCGAGACAGCUCGUGGAGGGACCUGCGAGGGGGCGAGGAAGGCCAGGGUGGGGAGAAGAGCCUGAGCCAGCACGUGGAGGCUGUGGACAAGCGGCUGGAGCAGAGCCAGCCUGAAUACAAGGCGCUCUUCAAGGAGAUCUUUGCCAGAAUCCAAAAGACCAAGGCCGACAUCAAUGCCACAAAAGUUAAGACACUCAGCAGCAAGUGACCCUUUCGUGGCCUGUAUCCUCCCUGGGCUCCAGGCUACAGGGUCCCUGAGGCCUGGACCACACAGCCUGUGGCAAAUGAGAGUCCUUUAGCAGCAAUAUGUCCCAGCAGGUGGCCUCUCCAUCCGUGGGCAAGGAACAAAGCCCCUCAGAUCUGGGGAUGACGUAUGUUUCCAGUGGAUGGAACCAGCCACUCGCUUCCACCUGAAGACAAAGCUCAGUGUCAAAGCCAAAAGUCCCCAUUGCCCUGGGGGUUCCCCGGCACUCUGCUCCUGGCUUCCUGACCCUGGGCCUCACGUUCAGAGGGGACCAGGUUUCGGGAAGCCAUUCUGGAUUAGUUGGUUUUUUGUUGUCGUUUUUUCAAACUCAAGUUUUUCUGCAAGAUUUGCAAUACAAGAUCUUCCUUGACUGCUUGCCACAACUGGAAACACUUGAAAGGGGACCCUAAGAGCCAAUGUUGCAGGCUCCUAAGGUCUCCUGGACCACUCACUGCUUUCCACCAGCCAUGAUGCGCGCUGUCAUUCCCUGAGCCCCAGAAUCCUGAGCAGGUCACAGGUAGCCCUUGGUCUGCAAAACAGGAAGCUUCACCCUGGCCUUGAUUGCCUUGCUCCAAACCUGGGAAGAACCCUCAGCCCACCGUACAUCUGUAGCCAAUCAGAAGAGGAGACGAGGGGGCCCCUUGACAGUUAUACUCAAGGACCCCUGUGUCUCUCAGCCUCCCUGAAUUCCAGCCCCAGAAGUGCUUUCUGGGCAUAAGCUUUCCAGGAGUCAGAAUGGAGGGAACCCCUGUCCCCAUGUCUGCACCUGCCCCCAUCUCAGGGACCAUGACGUCUCAUUCUCCCCACAAUUGCUACAGGCCAGCCCUGAUGCAGAACACAUCUGCAGCCCACAGAAUAUCCUGGGCAUGUGCCAGCAGCAAGAGGUCCCAGUGUCUACCCCUGGUCCUCUUCCCUGGGCACUGCCAAGAUUCUCACCCACACUGAAUAGUGCUAUAACAGGCACUAUUCCUUCCCUCCUGUAACAAGCCUGCUGUUUACCUCCCACCUUGGUGGAGGCUUUUGAGGUCCCAGCUGGGUCAGGUCUUCCAUCCUUUGGUGUAAGGCUUCAAGGGUCAAACUUCAGCUAAGAGGUGCCCUGGUGCCCAGCUUCUCCUCUACAGUCCUUCAGAGAUUUAGUUCCUUCUGCCAUCCUUCCUGAGGCCCUGGGAAUCAGAGGAGCCAUACAAUCCAGUAGAAGGCAGCCAUCCUGGCCUCUGCGCUGGGAGCCCAGAGGAAACCUUCAUGCCUUAUUUCUUUCUAGUGGGUAAAGGGGUUUUCUUAACAAGCAUGCCUGACAUCCCUGGAGGUGCCACCGUGCUCCGGGCUGCACUGUGAUGUGAGCUGGCGGCUGAGUGCUGUGUGUGCAACCUAGAACCUUUCUGUCCUUUGGGGCUGGGCAGCUCCUGGCCCUCCAUAUGUCUGUCAUCUGGGGGAGAUGGGGUCAGCGGGAGUGCUGGCCUCUUUACUCCCCAGCUCUGUAGCAGCCGAUCAGUGUCACCUUUGAAGUAUACAUGAGAGAAAUAUAUUUACAAAUGCUUUAUUCUCUUCUUUAAUAAAAAUGCACCAGUAUUGAAAAAGCAGAA
Cavia porcellus (domestic guinea pig) is the source of this 4261-nucleotide messenger RNA. It is a transcript of the gene Cdr2l, whose product is annotated as cerebellar degeneration related protein 2 like. Bases 1410 to 2642 code for a protein of 410 amino acids. Lineage: Eukaryota; Metazoa; Chordata; Mammalia; Rodentia; Caviidae. The transcript has 5 exons. The record is from RefSeq and is a predicted model, not a curated record.